GAGAGCCAGGGCAACCAUACCGUUUAGCCUGCACUAGGCGGGGCAACAAGGAUGCGGUCGCUGAAGCAAAUCCUGCGCAUCGGCGAGGCUAGCUCGCUCGGUCUGCGCGCGUUCGGCAGCGCUGCCAAGGAUGUAGUGGCUACUGAUGCCAACCCUUUCCUGCGCUUCAGCAACCCCCGCCCCAGCCCCAUCGACCACACGCCCCUGCUGAGCACGCUUCCGGAGACCCGGAUAACCACGCUGCCCAACGGCCUGCGCGUGGCCACCGAGGCUAUCCCGUUUGCGGAGACCACCACGCUCGGCAUCUGGAUCAACAGCGGCAGCCGCUUUGAGACUGAUGCCAACAAUGGCGUCGCUCACUUCUUGGAGCACAUUCUCUUCAAGGGCACCAAGAACCGCUCGGUGAAGGAGCUGGAGGUCGAGGUGGAGAACAUGGGCGGCCAGCUGAAUGCCUACACGGGCCGUGAGCAGACCUGCUACUAUGCUAAGGUCAUGGGCAAGGACGUGGGCAAGGCGGUCAACAUCCUGUCCGAUAUCCUGCUGAACUCCAACCUGGAUGCCCGCGCCAUCGACAAGGAGCGCGACGUGAUUCUGCGCGAGAUGGAGGAGGUCAACAAGCAGACCUCGGAGCUGGUGUUCGACCACCUGCACGCCACCGCGUUCCAGUACAGCCCGCUGGGCCGCACCAUCCUGGGCCCCGUGGAGAACAUCAAGUCCAUCAACCGCGACCAGCUGGUUGAGUACAUGAAGACCCACUACCGCGGCCCCCGCAUGGUGCUGGCCGCUGCCGGUGCCGUCAACCACGACGAGCUGGUGAAGCUGGCGUCGGAUGCGUUCGGCUCGGUGCCGGAUGAGGACGCCGCCACCUCGGUCCGCUCGCUGCUGGUCAAGGAGCCCUCGCGCUUCACCGGCUCGUACGUGCACGACCGCUUCCCUGACGCCUCGGAGUGCUGCAUGGCCGUGGCGUUCAAGGGUGCCUCAUGGACCGACCCCGACUCCAUCCCCCUGAUGGUCAUGCAGACCAUGCUGGGCGGCUGGGACAAGAACUCGACCGUGGGCAAGCACAGCAGCAGCGCGCUGGUGCAGACCGUGGCCACGGAGGGCCUGGCGGACGCCUUCAUGGCCUUCAACACCAAUUACCACGACACCGGCCUGUUCGGCGUGUACGGCGUCACCGACCGCGACCGCUCCGAGGACUUCGCCUACGCCAUCAUGUCCAACCUGACGCGCAUGUGCUUCGAGGUCCGCGACGCCGACGUGGCGCGCGCCAAGAACCAGCUCAAAGCCAGCCUGAUGUUCUUCCAGGACUCCACGCACCACGUGGCCGAGUCCAUCGGCCGCGAGCUGCUGGUGUACGGUCGCCGCAUCCCCAAGGCGGAGAUGUUCGCACGCAUCGACGCCGUGGACGCCAACGCCAUCCGCGCCGUGGCCGACCGCUUCAUCUACGACCAGGACAUGGCCGUGGCCUCCGCCGGCGACGUGCAGUUCGUGCCCGACUACAACUGGUUCCGCCGCCGGUCCUACUGGCUGCGCUACUAAGCAAAUCGCACCAGCAGGUGGUGUCGCUGAGCUGCCGAGACUGCUAUCCAGACUCUGGCCAGUGCCUGAGGUUGGCGGCAGCGGCGUGAGGCGGAGCGUGGGGCCGCCACUGGAGCAGUGGCAGCGGUGCCGGCCGCCUGGCGCGUGGAGCUGCAGUGCGUAGUAGAGUGUGGAACCCGGAGUGCGAGCUGCAGCAGCGGGAGCUGGCUAGAGGUCGCUCGUCGGGAGGUACGGGGGUGCAGAGCUUAUCCUGGACAUGCUGAGGAGGAGCGUGUGGCGGCUGAAGGCGAGGGCGCUGUCAUGCGCGCGGGGAGAGUGGAGGACAGUUGAGCAAUGGCCUCUGUAUGCCAGUUGCUGGUCUGCUCCGACCUGAGUAUAGAUUGAGAGGGCAGAGCGAAGCCUGGAAUGGCGUUAGGGCCAUGCAGCAGAGGGGAUGCGGAAGGCGCCUAGGGCAGCAGGUCGAUGGCGGAGCAUCCCGGAGCUCGAGCCCUGUAGGUGGAAGGGCAGAUUUACGGUAGGUGAUAAACUCGCGUAGGCAGUGAGCUUAACAACUUCAUGACUGACGGUAUCAUAGGUAGGGAGGUGCAAGAUGCAAGCGGCGAAGAUGCCGUUGUUGAUGGGUGUGGUACGGCGUGUAAGUGCGCCGCGUGGAUGCCUGGACCCCCCCCCCUCCGUUGAAGAGUCAUAAAACUUC
Molecule: messenger RNA, 2233 nt
Organism: Chlamydomonas reinhardtii
Lineage: Eukaryota; Viridiplantae; Chlorophyta; Chlorophyceae; Chlamydomonadales; Chlamydomonadaceae
Exons: 8
Coding region: 52-1539 (495 amino acids)
Cellular component (GO): mitochondrion
Molecular function (GO): metal ion binding
Source: RefSeq, a predicted model, not a curated record